AUGGCAUGCUAUGAUACCUCCUAUCUAUGCUUGUUCGAGGCUAUCAACCCGUACAUGUGGUCCUACAUGGGCAUUGCAAUCGCGCUUGGUGUUUCGGUUUUAGGGGCAGCCUGGGGUAUUUUCUUGACCGGAUCCAGCAUUGUGGGUGCGGGGAUCAAGGCACCCCGCAUCAGUUCAAAAAACCUGGUCAGCAUCAUUUUUUGCGAAGCAGUCGCGAUCUAUGGUGUUAUCAUAGCGAUUAUCAUGGCCAACAAAAUUGAGGGUUCCGAGAUAUUUGAUGUGCCCGCGCAGCCAAAGGGUUGGCAGGCUCAGACGAUGGUUGCUGGGUGGUGCAUGUUCUGCGCGGGACUGUCUGUCGGCCUGUCAAAUCUGUUUUGUGGCAUAUGCGUGGGAGUUUCCGGAAGUGGCUGUGCUCUAGGCGAUGCACAGCGACCAGAGCUCUUCGUGAAAAUGUUGAUCGUAGAGAUUUUUGGCAGUGCCUUGGGGCUUUUUGGUGUGAUUGCCUGGAGCUAA
Durusdinium trenchii is the source of this 513-nucleotide messenger RNA. Lineage: Eukaryota; Dinophyceae; Suessiales; Symbiodiniaceae. The record is from the annotation of a GenBank genome assembly.